ACAGCACCUCUGUAUACAUAGAAAUCAUGUAGAACAUUGGCGCCUACAGUAACACAAGCCUAGCCACAGUUUCAGCCUCUUCCCAAAUGGGAUCUCUCUCUGCCCCCCUGUUCACCCCUGAUGUACCGCGUAGAGAGAGACUUUCGCAGGUCUUUCAGCUAUGUUAUCCACAUGUUGCUCCCAUAAUGCCACACGCUAUGAUGAAGGACAGUAUUGAGCUCACCAAAACAACGCCGAAACCAAAAAUCUGCGAUAUGCCGGGUCGUGCCAGAUUACUUGGUGGCAACGAGGUUCCCUGGUGAACAUUCACGACGCUCACGACGGUCCUAAGUACACCUUAACGACAUCGGUAUAUUCCAGGUCUGAUGAUCGUCCAUACACCGCCCUCUCAUACGUCUGCGGACAAGAGAAAUCCCCAAUCUCGAUAGAUGGCACGAUGACACCAAUGUAUGAAAAUCUACACCUUGCUUGCGCUGCCCGCGCUCUGGGCUUUCAGUCGGCAAAACGGCUGUGAUGGGAAAAGAGAAGAAUCAUACUUCUGGAUCGAUCAAGUUUCCAUCGAUCAGAAUGAUGCACGAGAGAAAGCAGAGCAGAUGCUCGGCAUGACUGAUAUUUACUCUCGAGCAGAGAGAGUCUUGAUCUGGCUCGGUCCAACCAGUGAGAAUCUGAAGGCCUUAUUGCAAAGUUUCGCCCAAGUCAUCGGUCCAGGAGCACGCAGAGCUGGGAUUUUAGCUAUCGGCCCCGAUCUCACCACCAGCUGGCCGGAUUUCCCCAACCAUCCCGAGCUAAGGCCAGUACGUAGGCAGGUAGAACGGUUCUUCUGGUCUGACCCCUUCCGGCGCGCAUUUGCGACCAGGCCUGACAUGCUACGAGCUUUCGAAGAGUUGACGUGGAACGGAUGGUUUGCACGCACCUGGACCAUCCAGGAACACACUGUAGCCAACGCCCCGGUUUUUGCGCUGGGGGACGACACAUUUGUUGAUGGCGACGAUUUCAUGGCAUCAAUCUUGUGCUGCACGCUUUGGUUCGUGAGUACACUUCGGCCACUGAUGCAGUCCCGUUUUCCCUUGCUGCGGCUGUUCAGGUUGCUCCUCUUCCGGUUCUAUGAGAAACCUGGACUAUGCGACUACAUGUUGGAUCCCGAGCGGUUAAGAGAAUGGAACUCCCGCCCAAGUACAGUGCUUGGUGAACGGCGUAAGCGCCAAAGGGCCCAAAUUGGCGACCACAGAGAAACAAGCUUGAAGGCUUGUCUUGUGCGUACCUUUAUUCCGGAGUCGACCGAGGGUCCAGGUUGCAGCCACGAGAUCGAUCGAAUCUGGGCCUUGUUCGGAAUGUGCACUGAUCGGACCAUGCUGGAAAGAGGAGGCUUCCCGCUGGACUAUAACACCCCUUGGAAAGAGGCGUACCGUGAGCUUUCGAGGACGCUAGUUCGCCUCGGUCAUACAGACUGCUUAGGAAUCGAAAGGAAAGGGUUAGCAAACAACAUUCAGAGCACCACGGGCCCCAUCGUGACAUCGCUACCCUCCUGGACGAUUGAUUGGUCUGUCCCACUGAGACGUCCACUCUGUGGAUUCCUAGAGGAUGGUCUAUUCAGCACCGCGACCCAUCUCCCAGUCACCAUUGGCGAGGCUGCACACGUCUCGAGUCAGGCCAACGCUCUCGCCAUCAAUGGGUAUUGUUUGGGUCCCGUUCAAGCUUUGGGAACCGUUUUCACAACAUCCAAAGCCGCCCAUGAGCUCGACUACGUCCAAGCCAACAUCUACUUGCGAGAGAUUGAGGCCUUCGUGGAGCGAUCAGCCUUCAUUCCCCCCCAGCUCAAGGCACAUGCCAGGGCCUGCAUCCCCGUCCACAGCCUCGAAUACAAUUACCUGGCCAUCACUCGUCGUGGAGAGACUGCCGGGAUCACGCGCGGCUACAACGAAAUGAGGAGGUGCACCGCACAAGGCGAGGGACCGAUUGGCGUCAUCAGCCAGGAACUACUCUCGUAUAAGACGUUUAUGGAACGAUGUCUUGGAAAGCGAGCAUUCAUCACGACCCAGGGUUUUGUCGGGUUAUGUAAUAGCCAAGCUGAAGUAGGCGAUGUGUUGGGAGCCAUCGCUGGAGCUCCUGGGCUAAUCAUGUUGCGAGCGGCUCGUCAAGACACAGAUCACAGCUUGGAUGUCGGCGCCUUUGAGGUCAUUGGCGAAGCCUAUGCCUACGGACUCAUGGAUGGAGAGAUCGCUAGCAUGGAAGAUGUCGAAGAGCGAAGCAUCGUACUUUGCUGAAGUCACGUAUUCCAUCCAUGUGCACGACAGAUGGCUCUGUAGCUGGAGAGCUCGCAUGGCGUGCGUCGUCUACUCAGGCCGUCAGCCGACUCUGGGACAGUUUCUAGCAUAGGCAUGUGUCCCAUCUGCAUGGCCCAUGACCAAUGUCCUACGAUCGUGUCACUUUUAUAAGUGAAGGCCUCCCAGCCGAGCGCGUGUCCCUAAACACAUAGCUAGUUGUCGGCAACAUGUUUAAGCCUGGGAUGGCGCAUCCAGGGGACUAGGGUAUUUCAGGGCUUUUCCACUCAUGAGCCGUGUCAUACUUAAUUGACCAUGACAAGACACUGCUCCCAGGCACUCUGUUUUAUAUACUAAGGGAGUUAGGGUCUUUUAGUGCCAAGACAAGCCAGGACCAGCGCCGCAAGAUACAACAAGAG
This is a messenger RNA of Exophiala xenobiotica, 2680 nucleotides long. RefSeq lists its product as uncharacterized. The transcript has a single exon. The record is from RefSeq and is a predicted model, not a curated record. NCBI's taxonomy places the organism in Eukaryota, Fungi, Ascomycota, Eurotiomycetes, Chaetothyriales, Herpotrichiellaceae. The coding region runs from base 450 to 2264 and encodes 604 amino acids.